Molecule: messenger RNA, 1895 nt
Organism: Klebsormidium nitens
Lineage: Eukaryota; Viridiplantae; Streptophyta; Klebsormidiophyceae; Klebsormidiales; Klebsormidiaceae
Source: the annotation of a GenBank genome assembly
CUUGUUUGGUACCAUGUGUGGGGCAACUUGAGGAGGUGGAGGAGUUGGGAGCUAAAUGAGAAGCGUGCCUGCUGAGAGAAGUCUUUUGGCAUCUUGAGAGCUGAUCUCUCCUUCAAACAUCCAUGCACUAACCGUGCAUAGGUUCCCUUGGCACUCCGCUAGACUUGCACGCCAUUCCGAUGGCGUUCAUCUUGAGAAGGGCAGUGGUUCUGGUGGUUGGGGGAAGCGGUGCAUUUAUCCUUGUGCAAAAGUUGCUGCGGCGGACCAAGCCCGAUUCGUCCGGGCAACCGUCGCCGUUGGAGUUGGUUGCCAAGGGGGCGAGUCAGCUGCAGAACAAUGUGGGGGCUUUCUCAUUGCACGACACAUUGCUGGCGCUCACUGCAAUGUCCAAGGUCAGCGAGGAAGAGACUCCUGCAGUCCCUGGCAAACCGGCGCCAGAAGCCAAGGACGCGCUUUGGCUGCUACAAGCGCAGCAUUGGCGGGUUAUGGCUGAGGCCGUGUAUGCCCCGUCCCCCGCCCAGUGGUCCAUUCAAACGGCCAUGCCCGAGUCGAAUCUUUUGUGUUGCAACCUAGAGUCAAAUUCAGACGCAAUGCGGCCCGCUUUCGUGGUUGCGAUCGACGGCCCCUUCAACGCCGUCGUGUUGGCCGUCCGAGGAACCGCAGACAUGACGGACAUGCUGCUUAACGCUGCGGCGGAGCCAGUCGAUUUUAAGGCAGGGCGCGCGCACGCGGGGCUGGUGCACGCGAGCAAAGGCGUGCUGGAGGAGGCGCGCGAUUGCGUGGACAAGGCGAUGAAGGACCACAAGGGGAAGAAGCUGGUCUGCGUCGGCCACAGCCUAGGCGCAGCGACCGCCAUUCUGGCGGGCCACGUGUUGCGCGAGGACUACCCCAACGUGGAGUGCUGGGGCUUCUCCACGCCCGCCUGCCUCACGCUCGACGCGGCGCGCAGCUGCGCCGAGUACGCGACCAGCGUGCUCAACAACCACGACGUUGUCCCGCGGUUCAUGAUGGCAAACCUAGAGAGGCUGCGCCAGGAGAUUUCCGACUUCGACUUCGACCACGCGCGUGAAAUCAUGAGAAGCAACGAGGAUCUGCGACAGAUCAACACUGCUGCGGAAGCAAUGAAGCGGGUAGAACAAGCGCAGCACAGUGCAGAGGGGCUGCUAGCCAAAUUGAAAAGUAUUCUAGGAAAGCUCGUCCCGUUCAAGAAGCGUCACAACCACAAGGAAGAACGGCAGGAGUCGAACGAGGAGAAAGAGGGCCCCAUUGGGUUGUAUCCCCCCGGCAAGCUCCUGGUGCUCAGCAGCGACCCGUACGGUCACGGCCUGAUGCCCGAGUCCCGGAAGGGGGUCCCCAGUAUGCGGGACUACGGCGUCUUUCCCAGCCACGAGCGCGCGGCGAAAACGAAGUGGACGCUCAACAAAGCGGAUCAAACGGACUUCGAGCGGUUGUACAUUUCGCCGUGGGUUAUGUCUGACCACAUGAUGAUAACCCACAUGGAAGGCCUGGACAGCCUGCAGCACGAGUGCGAGCCGUUCCUGGACCGCAAAAGACCUGCCAUGAGCGCGCAGUCUAGCCAGACCGACCCGGAAGCUCGAAAGAUCCUCAAAGACGCGUCGAUUCACCCGCUAGCUUGGGUUUUCAUGGGGGCGUUUGUGUCCGCCUGGCUGCGAAUAUGAGUUUUGGGCUCUUGUUGCCUUCGUGAUCUGGUCACUUCAAGUCGGAUUCCGGUAUAUUGUUCUGUGUUUGGAUUGUAAAAGAGGGGUUUACAUUUUGUAAAUAUACUCGGUCGGGCAACCACUUUCGUAAUUAUUUUGCUUGCCUUACAAUCAGACUUUGUUGGGCUCCAGUAAUGUUGCUCUGCUUGGCCUUUCAUGCAGUAAUUCUCGUAGCGC